GUGUGGUAUCUCUGGAGAAGUGCAAAUUGCAUAAAGCACAUGUGUAGGAUAGUGCAUACAUGUGAAUUUCAAAAUACAAACUUGUCCGUGCUUGCGGUUGUCAACAGGGUAGCGUGAAAUUUUUAUUUUUACAAUUCGAGGUCUUUAAGCAUUUGCAAAAUGUCAGACGGCGAAGAUGAUUUCAUGUGCGAGGAAGAGGAAGAUUAUGGUCUUGAAUACUCUGAGGACUCAAAUUCUGAACCCGAUGUUGAUUUAGAAAAUCAAUAUUAUAAUAGUAAAGCUUUAAAAGAGGGUGAUCCAAAGGCAGCUUUACAAAGUUUUCAAAAAGUGCUGGAUCUGGAGGGUGGUGAGAAGGGUGAAUGGGGCUUCAAAGCUCUGAAGCAAAUGAUAAAAAUUAAUUUUAAAUUGGGUAAUUAUAAGGAAAUGAUGGCUAGGUAUAAGCAAUUACUAACUUAUAUUAAAAGUGCAGUUACUAGAAACCAUUCAGAAAAAUCUAUAAAUUCCAUAUUAGAUUAUAUCAGUACAUCGAAAAAUAUGGAAUUAUUACAAGAUUUUUAUGAAACUACUUUAGAUGCAUUAAAGGAUGCUAAAAAUGAUAGGUUAUGGUUUAAGACUAAUACAAAGUUGGGAAAACUAUACUUUGAUCGAUCAGACUUUAAUAAAUUAGCAAAAAUUUUAAAACAACUUCAUCAAAGUUGCCAGACUGAUGAUGGGGAGGAUGAUCUUAAAAAAGGAACACAGCUUUUGGAGAUUUAUGCAUUAGAAAUCCAAAUGUAUACUGCACAAAAAAAUAAUAAGAAAUUAAAAACCUUAUACGAACAGAGUUUACACAUUAAAAGUGCUAUACCACAUCCAUUAAUAAUGGGAGUUAUUAGAGAGUGUGGAGGAAAAAUGCAUUUAAGAGAAGGUGAAUUUGAAAGAGCACACACUGAUUUCUUUGAGGCUUUUAAAAAUUACGAUGAGUCUGGGUCACCAAGACGUACCACCUGUUUGAAGUAUUUAGUUUUAGCAAAUAUGCUGAUGAAAUCUGGUAUCAAUCCAUUUGACUCCCAAGAGGCAAAGCCGUACAAAAAUGAUCCAGAGAUCUUGGCAAUGACAAAUUUAGUAGUCAGCUACCAAAAUAACGAUAUUAACCAAUUUGAAUUAAUUUUAAAACAAAAUAGAAAUAACAUAAUGGAUGAUCCUUUUAUAAGAGAGCAUAUUGAAGAUUUACUACGUAAUAUACGCACACAGGUUCUGAUUAAAUUAAUUAAACCAUAUACCAGGAUUUAUAUACCUUUUAUAAGCAAAGAGUUAAACAUCGACGUAUCGGAGGUCGAAAGUCUCUUAGUGUCUUGCAUCUUGGAUAGUACCAUUCGUGGUCGCAUUGAUCAGGUGAACCAAGUACUUGAAUUGGAUAAGAAAUCGGUAUGCGCAGCGCGUUAUAAUGCCCUCGAUAAAUGGACGAGUCAGUUGCACUCUUUACAUUUAGCCAUAGUGAACAAAAUGUCGUAA
Habropoda laboriosa is the source of this 1494-nucleotide messenger RNA. It is a transcript of the gene alien, whose product is annotated as COP9 signalosome complex subunit 2. Gene Ontology annotation, biological process: protein deneddylation. The record is from RefSeq and is a predicted model, not a curated record. Bases 160 to 1494 code for a protein of 444 amino acids. Lineage: Eukaryota; Metazoa; Arthropoda; Insecta; Hymenoptera; Apidae. Gene Ontology annotation, cellular component: COP9 signalosome. The transcript has 9 exons.